Molecule: messenger RNA, 2990 nt
Organism: Mercenaria mercenaria
Lineage: Eukaryota; Metazoa; Mollusca; Bivalvia; Venerida; Veneridae
Exons: 6
Coding region: 183-1196 (337 amino acids)
Source: RefSeq, a predicted model, not a curated record
GCGAUGUACUGUUUAUCUCGCGGCGAUGUAAUGUUCAUCUCGCAUGUUAUCUAGGAAGUUUACAAGUAAACAACAAUUUAUAGAAAGAAAGUUUACAAUUGCAUUCAAGUGAGACGUGUCCGUGAUAACUGACGGAAUAGCAGAGGUUUUAUAGAAGUUUAUGGUGAAAAAUUAAAUAAUCCAUGCCAUAUAAGGUUACAAUGUCUCGGACAUCUUUGCUGUCAUUUCCUGUUGCUGUGUUUAUAUUUUGCGGACUUUUGUUCGGUAAAAGUAUUUCAGGUUUGGUGUUCUACACUGAAACAUUGACAGGUGAUCCAGAGACUUUAACAAUAUUGUGUAACGUAACUGGACCAGACAUUGGAGCCAUAUAUACUAUAGAGAUCCAGCGAGAAAUUCAGUUCUUACCGAGUACAUUCGAAACCGUCGUAAAGAUGGAAGUAAUUUCAGAUGAAACACCGACACUGCAAAAAGAAAUAAUACAUGACAAAUAUUUCGUCCCGUGUGGUACAUUUGACAAAACUACACCAAACAACUCAUACCUUGGAUUGAAAAUGUACAUACAGCAAUUUUCAUGCAGAGAGGUUUUUGUAUUCAGAUGUGAAAUGACAUAUAGAAAUAGCACUACUGGUUUGAAUACUACAGUUACACGAAAACUGUCUGAUAGUGUGUUACCCAUAAUACAUACAAUACGAGGACAGAAAAACGGUCGUGUAAUAAAAGGGCAGCCGGCUUCUUUUGAUAUCAAUGACAAAUUAGAACUGACUUGCUCUAUUGUCUCUCAAACCAUUGAAGGUGUAGAACUGUUUUGGCAGAAAAUGAUUGGAUCUCUGGUUACAGAAGAAUAUACAGGACAUCAAUAUUUGGAGUGUAGUAGUUCUCAUUGUACAAACAAAAAUCUGAACCUGUGUUGUCAUUUACAAACAACAAUAAAAUAUUUCAUCACAACUGCGGGCGCAAAAUGUAAUUUGACUUUUCAGUGUAUUAUGUCGGAUUAUUCAGAUCCACAUGAAGGAUAUUCAGUUACAAUCGGGAAACAGUUCCACGCUUAUUUCUCAUCUGACCGUAAUACGAAGGAAUCUGGAGGUUACAUGAAGAAGUCGGUGGUUUUGAUUUGCAUCGUUUUGGGAGCGAAAUAUGGUUGUACUCUCUCCUAUAAGUUUUACAUUAGAUUUUUAAAAAGACGAGGAAGUGUAUGAAGAUGGACAUUUGCUAGCGCUGCGUAAAUGGUGCAAGUUGUUAAACAAAUUCUAUUUUUAACAUUCUUGCAUACACGUGUAUACUUAAUUCAGUAAGACUAAAAACAUUUAAAUCAAAUCUUCCGGAAAACGGAACUAUUCUGCUAUGCCUGUGGCUAAAAAUAUUUGGGCCCCCUCUUUAACUAGUUCCAGCCUUUUGUUAGGAGAAGCCAUAUGUCUGGCUAGUGAUAGUCCAGCGGUGUCUUUGAUGCCAUCAUGUGAAUAUGAUUAGCAAUAGAAAUGAAAGUAAUUAAUUAUUCUUUGUUUCUGAUGAAUUGUCGGAGUUUUGUAAUAAACAAUAUGCAUUUAAAUUUUAUGAUAAAGAAAAUUCUCAUUAUACAUAUAUGAUGUUAAAUAGUAUUCAGUAGUUUAUAUAUGCUUAACAUUUAAUUAGUACACUUAUAUCAUUAAGCAGGUUUCUUUUAGUAUGUUUUUCAUUUUGUAGAGAAAAUUAGACAAAUUCUUUAUUCCAUGAGUUAAAGAUACAGACACUUAAAAGUUUUAUGAUAAUCCUUUCGUCUGUGCUUACCAGACAAUCAGUCCCUUUUAACUUACAUAUAGAAAACUUAUUACUUUUUUAUAUGGGAAGAUUGCUGUUCGGUCAAUGGAUAGUUUCGAUGCUGUUGAGUUUGAUUUGCCCAUCGAUGCUUUGGUUACGUCACUGCUUCUGUGGUGGUGGCAUGGGCGCCUUGGGGUAAAUGAUGGUCAACAAUAUGGAAACUACACAUCUUGAUGUAAAAAUUCAUGUUUUAUACUGUUUUAGUGUCUCAUAAGUCAGUAAUGGCUGGAUGUAAAACUGUUUUUAACGUGACUGUUUUAUACAUUAUGUAAAAUUCUAUGAAUGUUUUACAUGUGACACUUUAAUAAAAUAUAAAGUUGUAAGUUUAUAUAACCUCAAUAUAUAUACAUGUGAAUAUUCGAAUCUUUUUUGUCUAAUUACAAUAUUGUGACUGAUCCGUAUUAGUGUCAGUUAAUUGAAACAAUAGAAGUUCUUGCGUGACAAAGAAACUGAGAGUGAGUUAAUAGUUUUUCUUGUAAGGAACAAGCAUAAGAAUAGUUCCUCUGUUUCAGCUGUUUGUUAAUAUUACUAUACUGAAAACAAUUUUGAGAAGGCUACGAUCGUUGCUGGUAAUAUUUAUGAAUAAUUCAUGGCAUCUAGUUGUUCGACGGUUAUAAUUAUCGACACGUAUUACACGUACGUGCACCAAAUUAUUAACGAUACACUGUGAUUGACAUAAAGAAUGUGAAAUUCGGCGGCGACGGUAAAAUAAAAGUGUUUUCUAGGCAUAAAUGUUGGCAUAGUGUGAAGAACACGGAACUUGAAGAAUGCGUGAAAAAUACGUAACGUGAAAAACACGUUAAGAAUGCGGGUGCACAAACGUCGCCCCUGUGCGUUCAGAUAUCAUAAAUGUGUAGUCACAUACAUUACAUGUAUCACAUCGUGUAUGUAACUCAGUUCUUCUUUUCGAUUUGAACAUUUUAUCGAAACUACAGUUAUGGGUCAAAUAUAAGUUGGAAUGCUUACAAGUCUAUGGGAAAAACUGGUUUGUAAACUUUAAUUUGGUAUACAAUGACAAACGUUUAAUUGUUGUAGUGGCCACCGGCCCAAAAUCAGUAUAUGCAUGUAUAUACAAACAACAGAAUACCUUUAUGCAUGUAACUGUACCGUGAUUAACUACAAAGUUAAAUUAACACGAAAAAGGUUAAAUUACCACAAAAAGACUGAAUUAUCACAAAAAGGUUAUGAUUUGGGGA